GUACAUCCGCUGUGAGAAUUCAGUUGAACAGAAGCUUUGAAUCUGCCACUCUACGUCAUAUCUUCUUUUUUGUUUUAAUUUGUAGUAUCAAGAGGAUGGAGGACACUAAUUGGAAAUUUCUAAUUGUGAUUGUCGUGGUCGUCAGUCUACUUCUUUCAAAAGAGCACAAUGUCAUUCAUGACCUAGACGAUGAUGCCAUUGUGGGCAUGAAAGAACACGAGCGCGUUCUGCUGCAAGAGGUUAAAAAGCUAGAAGAGCUGUCCACAGCCACGAACCUGCCACAUUCAAAUUGGCAAGUAUCCCAAAAUCCAGGGGGAGAGGGGGACGUGUCAGAUGUUAAACAAAUGAUGCCAAAUGUCAGGACCGUGGUGCAACAUGAGGAACAAAUGUUCCCAGUGGGAGACCAAAAAUACUCCUGCCAAACUGCGUUUGCACCAGAUGACCAGGAGGAAUUGGACGUAUCCGCAAACCGGACAUCACAUAUGUCCAAUACGGGUCAGAAAGACAUAGACGAAAAGGGGUCCAAUGUAGACCAGAACUUCUCGCAGGGGGACGAGGAACUCUUAGAAAAGCCCAAAACAGGCCAUAUUGACACCCACCAUGACAACCAAGCAUUGUUUGAGGGCCAAAUGACCGAUUACAGUUGGUACUUUUGGAAGGCCCUCAGUUUGUUCUCAUUGAUUCGUUUUCUGAAAUGGGUCAGGAAACUAUAUUUCCAACCCCGAUCGAAGAUGCCUUCAUUUCUAAAUGGAAAAAAUGCAACGUUCUUAAACACCAAAGUCUCCGAAAUUGAUUACAAGAAAUUAACUAGCUUCUACGACCAGUGUGUUCAAGUUCCAGUGAGCAAGAGUUGGCAAACUUGCACGUUUGUAGAAGGUUUUGCGAAGGACCUUUUGGAAACUGUGAGAAAUGCGAGACCAGACGUGCAGAUUGAAGACUUUGUUGAAGUUGGGAGAUUGUAUGAGCAAUGGCCUUCAAGAAAAAGCCUUGUUUGUGAAUAUCACGUACCUAUUAUUCCUCGAAAGCCUUUCAGCUUUGAAUUUGAGCUUUUCAGAGACAAGACCACUUUAUACAGCAACGUGAACAUGGUAAAAGAUACCGUAUCAAGUAUCUGCAUUUGCAACGAUACAAACCCAGACGCCCUACAUCCAGAUAACAAAACCGAUAACAUAACAGAGGGUUAUAUUAAUGAUCCUCUGUGCCACGAGGACAGUCCUUACCUUUCUAAAACACGUGCUGGGAAGUGGUUUAGAAAUGCGAUUAAGAAAGCAUGGGAGGAGAUCAGUCACAAAUACGACUUUGAGCUAAUAUUUCGUAACACCGAAAGCCCCGGAAGUCUCAAAGUUCGAUUCAGAUCAGGUAAAGCGAUUCUUUUAAACAUCACACCUGUGGUUCGGUUUCAAGACUCGGAAGCACACUUGAACUCAUAUCUCUCUUCGAUCAUGCAUUUGUCGGACACUCAUUGGCCCGUAUGUUUUGCACGCUACGAACACAGCCUCCUUCAACACUUCACCAAAAUGCUCCCGCAGAAUUCUUGUCACAUCUGCUGUCUGCAGAUCCUCUCCUUCCUACACAAUCAUCAGAUCGGCCUGACCGGUAAAUGCGGGCUGACAAGCUACCACUUGAAAAACACACUGUUACAUCGGUUGCUGGUCGAUACGCCAUCAUUGUGGCGACCUGAGCACAUCGGACAGAGAAUUGACGAUGCUUUAACUUUUCUUCAGCAGAAAGUCAAAGCUAAAGUACUUCACCAUGCUUUGGUUGGGAAUAGUCUCAUUCCGAGCGAUUUUGGGUUCCCCAAAGAAUUCCGAAAGGAAAAACCUAUAAAUUUAUUCCAGCCUCUAUUGUCAAAUGAAGAGUUUUCCAAAAUGGAAAGACACUUAGGCGAGAUGUCUAAAAACAUACCAGUGCUGAUAUAUGAAUACAGCACAAAGUGAGGAUAAAUGGCAGAUGCAAAAAGUAUUGUUUCGUAAACGAUUUGCAAUGCAAGGUUUUCUCAAAUUUACUUGAAUUCAGAUGUUACAGUCAACUGCACAGAACAGAAUAUCUUGAACCAUAACAGAUGUUAUAAUCCUCUAGUAUUCAUUCGAUUCCCAGAACAAUUCAAAGUCAUUAUGACCAGCUACAGAAAAAUCAGACAUGUAGUCAACAGCUGCUGAAGGUUCCCGGCCCAGAUUCAAGUCCCACGACUAACUGAUGAUCAUUGAUAGCCUGUUAAAAAAAAGGUAAAGAGUGUGAAGUUUUUGUGCAGCAUAAGGAAUGGCAUCCUGAAAUUGUAUAGCAAACCAUUAAUGACUUUGUUCCAUUAUCAAAAGCAACUUAAAGUGAAAGUUCACCCAAAAAUGAAAAUGAUGUCAUCGUUCUCUUGUCAUUUCACACCUGUUCAGCUUUUUUCCACAGAAAGAAAAAUAAUAUAUUUUGAAGAAUGUUGUUAACUUGCUCCUAUAUACUUGCAUUGAUUUCAUGCCAAUUCAACAGAAGUGAAUGGGGUUCAGUGUUGUUUGGUUUCCAACUUUCUUCAAAAUAUUUUGUGUGUUCUGCAGAAGAAAGAAAGCCAUACAGGUUUGAAAUGACAAGAGUAGUUAGUUAAUGAUUUUUGGGUAAACUGUAGCUUUAACCAACACAAUAUUUGUCCUCGUGACAUACAGUCUCAAUUGUCUCACCAGCUCAAAAUACUGUUCUGUAAAUAUCUCUGUGCAAAGCUGAGAAAGCAUUCCUGUAGCUCAGUGGUCAGACCAUUGCAAUGACGCCAAGAUCAUGGGUUCAAUCUCAGGGAUUGUACAUACUUAGAAACAAAUGUUGUGUAUAAUGCAGUGUAUGUCACUUUGGAUAUAAGCGUCUGGCAAAUGCAUAAAUGUAAAUAAAGAAAUAAAGAUGUAAACUCCACAAAGCUGGCAUUCAAAUGCAUUUCAGAAAUCAACUAAAUGUUCUUCAUUCCUUUGAAAAAGCUUCCAGUCAAAAUAGAGCAUCAGGUUUGACUAUCGAGAAUUUCAUUUUUAUUGUCAUGAAAAUGAAAAAGAUAAGCAUCAUCAAAUAUGUGGUGUUAUACUGACCAGAGGCUCUCCGAGAAGCAGGAUAUGUGGAUUUACAGCAGUCACAAAGAGAAGCAUCACCAUACAGCUCAGUCCACCUAAAACACAGGAACAUCUUCAAUUACACACAGUUCUUAUAGUGUAAAAUGUAUUUUUUUAUUAUUUCAUCAUAUACUCAUUCUCAUGUCAUUCCAAACCAGUGUGACUCACUUUCUUCUGCAGCACAAAAACGAUGAUAUUUUGGAGAAUGUUGGAAACCAAACAACAUUGGCCCCCGUUGGCUUUCAUUGUAAAGAAAUAAAACCACAGAGACAUCUCAAAAUAUAUUCUUGUGUUCCAUAUAAUAAAAGAUGUCAAUGA
This is a messenger RNA of Triplophysa dalaica, 3392 nucleotides long. Its product is annotated as inositol 1,4,5-trisphosphate receptor-interacting protein-like. NCBI's taxonomy places the organism in Eukaryota, Metazoa, Chordata, Actinopteri, Cypriniformes, Nemacheilidae. The transcript is spliced from 2 exons. Bases 96 to 1937 code for a protein of 613 amino acids. The record is from RefSeq and is a predicted model, not a curated record. Gene Ontology annotation, cellular component: membrane.